CCAUGUCUCACAACUGUAUCGCAGUUGUGCUUAUCAUUCAAAUCAUUUGCCCCCUAGUCUCUGGCGACCAAGCGAGCACUACUAGCGAUAAGGACGACAGGUUAGCUUGGUACUCAGCUUCGAGCGAUCGCAGCACGGUGGAAAUACUCUGGACAUGCCUCUUCACCAUCUUCCUCUGCUGCUGGACCGCCAUACAUCCCGACAUACCUCCCCCCGGCUCAUCCUGGAAGCAGCAAUGGCUCGACCGAACCAUAUGCCUCUUUAUAGGGGCAAUCGCACCGGAGGUCUUCAUCUACAUCGCUCUAAUGGAGCGCUUCGUUGCGAGAAAGAGAUUCGAGGGACCAAUGAAAGGCCUAGCUGAGGACAAAUAG
Molecule: messenger RNA, 371 nt
Organism: Trematosphaeria pertusa
Lineage: Eukaryota; Fungi; Ascomycota; Dothideomycetes; Pleosporales; Trematosphaeriaceae
Exons: 1
Source: RefSeq, a predicted model, not a curated record